Asterias rubens (European starfish) is the source of this 1101-nucleotide messenger RNA. RefSeq names its product ficolin-3-like. The transcript has a single exon. Lineage: Eukaryota; Metazoa; Echinodermata; Asteroidea; Forcipulatida; Asteriidae. Bases 1 to 1101 code for a protein of 366 amino acids. The record is from RefSeq and is a predicted model, not a curated record.
AUGGCUCUGUUCUACGACGUAGCACUUUGGGUAGUUUUUGUUCUAGCGGUCAAACAAACAACUGCUUCUCCGUGCUAUCAUCAGAUGAGGAGGAGAGAGUUUUUUCGCGCAGAAAAUAAACAAUUACAGCAAGUUCCAUACCAACAAACUGUUAGCAGUUCUCAUGUCCUCUGCGUGAGUUACUGCCAUGCUGAUCCUCAGUGCCACUCAGUCAAUUACAACAUUGACAAUCAUCUUUGUGAGUUAAACAAUGCCACCAGGGCUCAGUAUCCUAAUGAGUUUAUCACACACUAUGGAAGUGUUUACUUUGAUGCGGGUUUACAUACUCCUCUUUCCUCUGCCCGUCGUUACAGUGGUUGUAAUGAACUAAAAAUGGCCGGUUAUAAUGUAACUGGAGUUUAUGAAAUCUUUCCAGAUGCUCUAGGUAAGGGUAUCAAAGUUCAAUGUGACAUGGAGCUUGAAUAUAGCAGUUGCAAGACGCUACUUGAAGCAGGGUAUGAUGUGAGUGGCGUCUAUAAGAUACACCCUCUAGGAUUCAAAGAUGGUUUGCAAGUGUACUGUGAUAUGGACGGUGGGGGCUGGAUCGUUACUCAGAGGCGACAAGACGGUAGCGUGAACUUCUACCGCAACUGGACAGAAUACCAGAUCGGCUUUGGCAACCUCUCUAGUGAAUUCUGGCUUGGAAAUGACAUCUUACGUACCCUGACAGAGUCAGCAAAUACAACCUGGAGUUUACUUAUUGAGUUGGUAGAUUGGAAUGACGAAAUAGGCUGGGCGGAGUACGGAUCAAUCCGGAUAUCAGGCAUUAACUUCACACUAAGUGUUGGGUCUUACAACGCCAACAGCACAGCAGGAGACGCCCUGGCAUACCACGACGGUAUGAUGUUUACUACCAAUGACCGUGACAAUGACAUCAAAGAUGUGAAUAAUUGUGCCGUGAUAUGCUCAGGUGCCUGGUGGUACUCUGAUUGCUACGCGGCUAAUCUGAACGGUGGUUAUUAUUACGGCGGAAAGCGGUCUUCAUUAGGAAUGAACUGGUUCCAGUGGAGAGAAUUUAAUUCUUUGAAAAAAACUUCAUUGAAAAUUCGUCAGUCGUUUUAG